AGUCUGUCCAAAAUUUUCAUAUAGGGGUCUCUGAGUGAAGUCAUAUGACCAAUUAGUUUAUUUAUCAUCGUGUUUCGAGUAUUGUAAUAAGUGGAAAACAAUCAACAUGCCCUCCCAAUCAAAUUGGACAAUGUAUCGUAUCUUCUUAGCAUUCUUGAUGCUUGUUGCAGGAUCGAUAAAUACUUUAUCGGCCAAAUGGGCAGAUCGUUCAGAAGCAAAAGGUGUUUAUCCAAAUUUACCUCCAAGAAAGUUCGAUCAUCCUUUCCUUCAGGGGAAUCCCAUUCAAGUGUCGAGGUUCAAUCCGUUCAUAUUCUACCCUCCAGCACUAUGUGACAUGUGUGCAACUUCCAUUAUGUACGUUGGUUUGAAUUUAACAUUUGCAUCCAGUUUUCAAAUGCUUCGAGGUUCAGUGAUGAUAUUUACUGCACUCUUAUCAGUCGCAUUUUUGGGUAGAAAAAUCAGAUCGUUCAUGUGGUUUGGUAUGGUUGUUGUUCUCGUUGGUUUGGUUCUCGUUGGUUUGUCAGAUGUUGUAUUUAGGAAAAGUUCCUCGGAAAGAAGUUCCGACGUUAAUGGUAUAAUAUCGGGUGAUUUGCUUAUAUGUGCCGCCCAGAUUGUCACAGCAUCUCAAAUGGUGUACGAAGAAAAGUUUGUCAUGAAAUAUAACGUUCCAGCUUUACUUGCAGUUGGCUUCGAAGGUCUUUUUGGACUUCUUACUCUCGGCCUUCUGCUCAUUCCCUUCUAUUAUAUCAAAAUUACUAAUCCAAAUAACCCGCUAACGACUGAUCCACACGGACGAGUGGAGAACUCACUUGAUGCUUUUGCAAUGAUGGGUCAGAAUUCGGCCAUCCUCGUAGGUACUCUUGGUAACAUGGUCAGUAUAGCCGUAUUUAAUUUCGCUGGUAUCAGCGUGACUAAAGAGCUCAGCGCAACAACAAGAAUGGUACUUGAUUCAAUGAGAACACUUGUAAUUUGGAUAUUUUCCCUAUCAGUUAAAUGGAGACCUUUCGACGUGAAAGAGUUCUUCAUGCAAUUGGCGGGAUUCGCCUUUUUGAUUAUGGGUAUGAUUGUUUAUAACAAUCUACUGUUUAUGCCAUGGCUAAGGAGAAAAGUUGGCUGUAGAGUAGAUGAUGAAAAUCAUUUACAGUCACCUUUCCAAAAUGAAGCAGAUGAAUCUGAAAGAAUAUUGCAAGACGAAAAUUUAACCCAAUAUGGCAGUAACAAUACUUCAACUGAUCCUGUAUACUCAUAG
Messenger RNA from Dimorphilus gyrociliatus, 1249 nucleotides. Lineage: Eukaryota; Metazoa; Annelida; Polychaeta; Dinophilidae. The record is from the annotation of a GenBank genome assembly.